Molecule: messenger RNA, 1679 nt
Organism: Caenorhabditis elegans
Lineage: Eukaryota; Metazoa; Nematoda; Chromadorea; Rhabditida; Rhabditidae
Gene: F20G4.2
Product: Non-specific serine/threonine protein kinase
Exons: 5
Coding region: 3-1679 (558 amino acids)
Source: RefSeq, marked reviewed
GAAUGAAGAAGGGCGGUCCAAAACUAAAACGAAAAGAAAGUGAUGAAUGGUUGUGUUCAUCCACAUAUCAACCGAAUCAAGAGGAAAUAGUUCAGAAAAAUGAAAGGAAUUCGACAAAAAAGAAAAAGAAAUUGAAGUUAGCUGUUGUAGUACCAAGGAAAUCAUCUAAUUCUUCAAUUAAAUCUAUUUUAAAACAAGAAAUUGAUUCUGAAAAUGUUAAGAAACUUGAUCAUCGGGAUAAAUAUUCCGACGAUGAAAUUCAAAUUGAUGAUGGUGACGAUGUAGAUAUUUUGAAUGUUGUAUCUACAUCGGAAAUCAAAACUCCCACUUCUAGCAUGGCAAAAAUCCGAAUUAUUACACCUGUAAUACCUCUUAAAAUAGCGCGCCAUCCGACAAAGUUUUCUCCACCUAUUCUUCAAAUCCGUCAAAGUCCUGAACAAUAUUUCGCAGCAUUGACUCCAAAACGACGAAGAUCUGCAGACGUUGUGCAGGCUGUGAAACGGCGAAAAGAGGAUAAAUCCGAUUCUUCGGAUAGUGAGCAAAAAUCUGAUACUUCAGAAGUUUCAAACAUUUUUGACACAUUUUCCCCAAUAAAAACCAUCGACUCACCACAAAAAACAAAGUUCUCACUCGAUUUUAUCACUGGCUAUGAAGCUCAGUUUACCGCAUUUGAAGAUACUCAACCUCCUAUAUGUUUCGAUUACUGUAACGGAAAGAACUCUCCGGAUUUAUUUGAUGAUGUAGAGGAUCCGAUGAGCAUCUACGAAGAAUCUGAAGCAUUUGAAGUAGCCAAUUGCAAUUUGGAAGCUUCUCCAUUCAAAAUUGAGGUAUCGCCUGAAAAAAUUGGUUCACAAUUUAGAUUUGAAGAGUUUGAAGAAGUGGAAAAGUUGAAUGUAAAUUGCUUAAAGAAGUCUCCAGAAAAGAAACUGAGAUUCGCGGAACCUGAUGAACCAACUUGGGAUUAUAAUAAUGAUUAUCAAAAAACGGAGCAUUUCAUAGAAGAAAGCUGUGGAUUGCAUCUACAAAACAGUGUAUUUCGAGAAUAUGCAAUUGAUAUUGAGACUUGUGGUCCAUCUGUGUUUAUAGAAUCAACUAAUUGUGCUGGACCAGAUGAUGAAACUCAGAAAUACAAGGAUGCGGAAUCAGGUGCAAUGAUGUCUAAUUCAUCUUUUCAAGAAAGUCAAGAAGAGGACAUUUACGAUAGAGAUGAACUAACUGGAUUAUCAGCUCGUUUCGCCUCGUUAAUGUCCAGCAAAGCAAGUGAGAGACGUCUGUUGAUGAGUGACGUAGUGUUUGGCACUGUGCCAAAGAAUAAAUUGGUCCAGUUGGAUUGCACUACUUUACAAAGCGUCUUUGGCAUGUCAAUUCUGGGAACCAGCUCAUCAUCAGUGAUCAUCAGUCGCAGCUCCACAAUCCGUCGUCUUGCAUCGUGUUCGCCUCCUCCACCACCCGCCCCAUUUGUUUGUGACUCCGCCCUCAAUUUCCCUCUUUCCGCGGCAACAGCAGCAGCAACCAUCCCGGCCCUUCAUCGUCUCUCGCCAAUUUCGACACCUAUUUCUGUGAUUUACUCAAUUGGAGCCGUAUCUGGAUUAAAGCCGACAAUAACCAUUCGAGACAAUCAGAAACAACCAAUUGAAGUUGUGAUCAACCCACCAUUGGUCAGUGAAGGCGCCUUCUAA